Messenger RNA from Peniophora sp. CBMAI 1063, 2823 nucleotides. Lineage: Eukaryota; Fungi; Basidiomycota; Agaricomycetes; Russulales; Peniophoraceae. The record is from the annotation of a GenBank genome assembly.
AUGUUCUUUCUCUGGGCUCUCCAGCUUACACCUGAUGGCCAUCUCCGCAAUAUGGUCCAGCUAGAUUGGCUCGGGUACUACAUUCACCGUCUUUAUCUUCGAUCCCGCAUUAAGCAGCAAUUGCAGUGCUCGAUCUACGCCUUUCAGAGUGCAGUGGUUUUCAGCCCUUCAGACGAUCCUCAGCUCCCGCGGCGGCUGAGCAACCUCGCGAUCUCCUUCCACUCUCGGUUCAAUCGCUUCGGGGACACCAGCGAUCUGGAGAGCUCACUCGAUGCAAACCGACGCGCGGUAGAUCUCACGCCGAAGAACGAUCCUGAGCUCCCGCGGCGGCUGAGCAAACUCGCGGUCUCCUUCCACUCUCGAUAUGAACGCUUCGGAGACACCAGCGAUCUGGAGAGCUCACUCGAUGCAGACCGACGCGCUGUCGAUCUCACGCCGAAGGACGAUCCUCAGCUCCCGCUGCGGCUGAGCAACCUCGCGAUCUCCUUCCACUCUCGUGAUCUUGAGAGUGCACUCGAAACAAAUCGACGCGCGGUCGAGCUCACGCCGACAGACGAUCCUGAGCUCCCGCGGCGGCUGAGCAUUCUUGCGGUCUCCUUCCGCUCUCGAUUCGGUCGCUUUGGAGACCCCAGGGAUCUGGAGAGCGCACUCGAUGCAGACAGACGCGCGGUCGAGCUCACGCCGGCGGACGAUCCUGACCUCCCGCUGCGGCUGAGCAACCUCGCGAUCUCCUUCCACUCUCGAUUCAAUCGCUUCGGAGACUCUAGGGAUCUGGAGAGCGCACUCGAAACAGACAGACGUGCGGUCGAGCUCACGCCGACGGACGAUCCUGAGCUCCCGCGGCGGCUGAGCAACCUCGCGGUCUCCUUUGGCUCUCGAUAUGAGUACUCUCGUGACGGCAACGACCUUAAUAGUGCACUGAAGGCGAGUAGAAGUGCCGUUGAACUGACCCCCGACGGCCAUCCAGAUAAGAUAGUACACAUCCAACACUUAGCUCGUUGUUGUGCCUCUCGCGUCAUACAACAUCGCACGCAAGAAGACUUCGACGAAGCCAUUUCAUUCUAUCAAACUGCACUGGAUCAGCCUGUGGCAAGUCCUCAGGAGCGUUUCAAUUGUGCUGAAGAGCACCUGCACCUUUUGGCGGAGAACCCUCACUUCUGUACCCUUGUCGCGUUGCUUUCCGCGCAUUCGCGCGUCGUCGACGCCCUCCCUGAACUUGUCUGGCUCGGGCACAGUGUCCAACGUCGGUUCGAAGACUCUGCUGACGUUGGGGAGCUUGUCAAUUCGGCCGUGUCUGUCGCUAUCGAGAACAGGCAACUCGACAUGGCCGUGGGAUGGCUGGAAGCAGGCAGGAGCCUCAUCUGGUCACAGAUCUCAUCCUUACAGAGCCCCAUGGACGAUCUCGAGAAAUGCCACCCUGACACUGCAAAGGAGCUGCGCGAAGCUCGACAGAGACUACAGCAACUUGGCACAGCUGCUCAGAUCGGUAUGCACGCGCCAACCGCCGUCGUUCGGCGUCCCGCACACAGUGACCCCACGACUCCCAGUCACUAUGUCCUCCCUAUCGAAACGGCUUCGGACCACUAUCAGCGAGCGGCUAUCGCCUAUGAUGCACUUUUAAAGAAGAUCCGCUCUUUAGAUGGGUUCCAGGACUUCAUGCGGCCCAGUAAGCUGGCAGACCUCGUUGCGGCACCUGCAUUCCGCCGCUUGAGUGCAACCGCCGUUGUCUUCAUCAAUGUUGCCAAAACAUCCUGCGAUGCUCUCGUCCUUUCCAAGAAUGGCUCUGUGAAACUGGUUCAGCUUCCAGCUCUCUCACAGAAGCGCGCAGAGAAGUUACGGUCGUUAUGGACGGAGCAUGUUGGCCUUCGCAGAGGUCACAGACGCGGAGAGACGUCUCGGGCGGACGCGCGGAACAUUCGCACCUACUCGAACAUCUACGUUCGCAUAUUAAGUCGGCUGUGGUCAUUGGUCGUACUUCCAAUUUUAUCUGCAUUAGAUCUUAUCACGAAACCUACGGGAGUACCGUCAUCACACAUCGUCUGGUGCCCCACGGGUCCCCUCACUCAGCUACCAUUGCACGCGGCAGGGAAUUAUGACCAGAAGCAGCCACGUCUCCGAGUCUUCAACUUCGUCAUGUCGUCGUACACUCCAUCCCUCUCAGCGCUACUCAGGUGCCUGGGCAAGGACAUGCCCGCGGCUCUUCCCAGCAUAUUGGUCGUCGCGCAAUCCUAUACCCCUCGUCUCGGGUCGGCGCCUCUGCCAUGUGUACGCGAUGAAACUGCCCGUUUGCGCGCGAUCAUGCCUGGGGAAGGCCACAAGUUCCUCGAGGACGAGCAGGCAUCGGUAGAGCAUACGCUCGCCGCAAUCAAGCAGCACAGUUGGGUGCAUUUCGCGUGCCACGGCUCUCAGAACACGGAAGACCCGACUCUGACCGCGAUCGAGCUGCACAAUAAGUCUCUCACUCUGGGGACGCUGAUACACAACGUUUCCGUCGAGAAUGCGGAGCUGGCAUUUCUUUCGGCGUGCGAAACGGCCGUGGGCGAUGAGGAGAUACCGGAGGAGUCGGCGCAUCUGGCGGCAGGGAUGUUGGCGGUCGGGUUCAAGGGGGUAGUGGCAACUAUGUGGUCGAUUCAAGAUAUGGACGCCCCGAUCAUCGUCGAGGCGUUCUACAAGAAGUUGCUGGAGCUACGCGCGUCUGGGGAUCUACCGUUGGGACAUACCGGCGCGGCGCGUGCACUGCAUCAUGCGACGAUGGUGCUGAAGGAUAAGGUCGGCGAGAACAACUUCGAGCGAUGGGUUCCGUUUGUACAUUUCGGCGUCUAG